Molecule: messenger RNA, 3339 nt
Organism: Chara braunii
Lineage: Eukaryota; Viridiplantae; Streptophyta; Charophyceae; Charales; Characeae
Source: the annotation of a GenBank genome assembly
AUGGGACAUCUUUUGGGAAAUUGCCACACCAGUGACACCACUGUCUAUCCUUCUCUUUCAUGCUGGCCGGGAGAUGGAUCCAGUUUCUCAUGGAAAGGUAAUGCCAAAUUGACCAAGGUGCUGGUUUUUUGCAUCUUCACUGUGGGACUGAGCAUGUGCGCCUGUUGGAUUGACUUAGGGCGCAUAUUCCAACUCUCCAUGGGGGAUAGUGCUAGUGUCAACCUGCGACAGGAGCACUCCGCCAACGAUUCCAGUCGGAGCGCAGCAAACUUCGGCAAUGAUUCUACAGAGAAUCAGGGCAAGAAUCUUGCGAGUGAUCUCCUGUCAUCGCAUGUGGUGUCGCUUGGCAACGCACUGAAAACUCACUCUAAUGAAGAGGCCCCAGCUUCUUCCUCAAACGCACCACCGCAAAGUGGACAACGACAUUCUGGCAGACCUUCUGACUUGCAACCUACAUUGUCGGGUGGAUUGAUGAUGGGGCUAGCGGCUAGUGGUGAUGCUCCCAUGAUGGUGACAACGGAUAAGACAAACUGUACCCUCGAAGUGGAGGAUUUGCAGAUCUACAACAUCACAAACUUGGCAAUUGCUCCACCAUGGGAAAAUCUUAGUUUGUCCGUCCCCGACGUUGAGAUGUUUAAGAGUGUUGAGCAGCAGCUAGUGAAUGCCGCGGGACGAAGGUGUCGUCCGCAGGGUCAGGAACGGCUCAUCGCCUUUCUGUUUCUCACCCGUGGGCCUAUGCCAUUUGCUCCGAUCUGGGAGCGUUUUUUCCAGGGGCAUGAGCAAUUCUACACGAUAUAUGUCCAUGCCCAUCCGGAUUUCCAUUACAAUACUUCUCUUAACAGCAGCGAAACUCGGUUGUUUGCCAACAAGCUCAUCCAUAGCGAGCCGGUGGCGAUUGGAUCUAUGUCGAUGAUGGACGCUGAAAGGAGGUUGUUUGCCUCUGCCUUACUGGACCCGUAUAAUGACCGCUUCAUCAUCAUUUCCGAGGCCUGCAUACCUGUUGUUGAUUUUCCCACUGUUUACCGGUUCUUGUUCUCUGCCAAUGUUAGCUUCGGCUGGGACAAGCAGGAAGACUGGACUGUGCCUUAUCGUUAUCGACCGGUCUUGAUGCCGGAGGUUCCGUUUGGAGUAUUUCAAAAGGGACCACAGUGGAUAUCGCUGACUCGUCAUCAUGCUCAGAUUGUCGUUACGGACCGGUACUACUUUUAUAAGUUCCAGCUCUGGUGUUACGACACAAUUUUUGUGCAGCAUGAAUGGUGUUUUCCAGAUGAGCACUACAUCCAUACUAUGUUGAACGUGCUUGACCCCACAAAUAUUGCACACGAUACAAUUUUUCACGUCUCUUGGAGGCCAGGCGACGGUGCGCAUCCAAGGCCAUACAACACGACAGAGGCGGAGAUCCUUGGUCUCGACAACUCGGUAGCUCAGCUCCAAGACCGCCUUCAGCGGGUGGAGCAACGACCAGUCGCCACCGCCAACGCAGGCUCUUCCAACACUGCCGAACGCCUCACCGCAUUGGAGAUGCACGUCGGCUCCCUCCAGGACGACGCACAGUUACAGCAGACCGCGACGCAACAAUUGCAGCAGCGGAUCUGCACUACMGCCACCACCUCGAGUCCGGAGCCGCGCGAGACAUCUCCUAAGUUCGAUGGGCAGGAGAUCUUCCACGACUCAAUCAAGACAGAUCCGAUUCCAUGGUUUCGCAAGUUUGAGCUCACGCUGCAGCUCCACAACGUCAAGGAAAACAAGCACCACGCUUACUUGUACUCUCGCUCAGGGGGCGCGUGUCAGGCGUGGUUGAACAAUUUGUUGUCCAAGUACGGAGUGGUAGCAGCAGACUUGCACACCAUGAUCAGUUGGGAUGAUCUGAAGGCGGCGUGGCACAAGCGGUUCCAGGUGGAGCCGCCAGAGAUCAAAGCCAUGGACAAGCUUAUGGUCUUCGAGCAAGGCUUGCUGCCGAGUACGGAUUGGAUCGCCGAGUACCAACGCUUGACGUCCGUCCCAGACAUCCAGAUGGGCUUCAAGGCCAUCCGCCACUACUUCAUCUCAAGGUCAUGUCCGGCAUUGAGCAAUGCCCUGACGCAUGUCGAGGACACCUUGACGAUGACGGCGGAACUAUUCGACAAAUCGACUCAGAUCAUCGUUACGAACAAGGAGGCCAAGAACCUCCGUUCUUCUGCGUCAGGCCCGAGCGGGAACCAGCAUCGGCCACGAGUGGCCGUGGUCGCAGUGGCAACGCCUUUAGACCAAACCAGCGAGGUUGUGUCUGCAGUGAAGGAGACAGAUUCGCAGCCGCCCGGGAAGGUGGCCGCGCCGGCAGAGGUCGAGGGCGUGGCAAGCCGAAGACACACACCGUUGCAUCUAUGGAUGAGCGAGGAGGAGCUUGAGGUCCUCCGCGCACAACUCGAUGAUUUGUUGGCCAAGGGCUGGAUCCGCCCGAGUAGCUCCCCAUAUGGAGCCCCAGUUCUCUUCGUCAGGAAGAAGAACAAGGAUCUACGAUUGUGUAUCAACUACCGCAAGCUCAACGCGCAAACCGUCAAGAAUGCGGGGCCUCUUCCUCGCAUCGACGAUCUUCUCAAGCAACUGGGCGACGCAAAGUAUUUUUCCAAGUUGGAUUUGAAAUCGGGAUAUCAUCAAAUCUCGAUCCAGCCGAACGAUCGCUAUAAGACCGCGUUCAAGACGAGGUACGCGCAUUUUGAGUGGGUGGUCAUGCCUUUUGGCCUCACCAACGCCCUGGCGACCUUUCAGGCGGCGAUGACCAAUGAGUUCCGUGCAAUGUCGGACCGGUUCGUGCUGGUCUACUUAGACGAUAUUCUCGUCUAUACCCGGUCAUUGGAGGAUCAUCUGGGGCAUCUUCGACAAGUGUUGGAGACGCUCCGCGGCGCCAAGUACAAGGCCAACCGUGACAAGUGUGAAUUUGUCUGGCAAGAGCUGGAAUACUUGGGCCAUUUUGUCACACCGGAGGGCAUCAGUCCGCUAUCGGGCAAGAAAAAGGUCGUCCAAGAGUGGCUGGAGCCUCGGAACGUCACGGAUGUCCGCUCGUUCCUCGGUCUUACCGGCUACUAAUGGCCCGUGUGUGCACGCGCUGCAUGUAACACCCCCCCCUCCUUAUGAAGUCAAGCCGGGGCGAGGGCGAAGCCGUCGAUCUGAAGGUGGAACCAAGACGCGGGCGCGGCGUGGAGCCGAAAAAAACGGCUUGCCCUGCAUCUUGCGUUCGUAGCGUGCGAGAACGUCUGGAGCUGUCGCUUGCAGUUCCGCACGGGUUAACCAACGGUCAGCUCGAUGUGUGCAGUAGGCAAAAUGCACCAAAUACUCAGUUGGCUUGUUGCCAAAGCAUCG